Molecule: messenger RNA, 4930 nt
Organism: Sarcophilus harrisii (Tasmanian devil)
Lineage: Eukaryota; Metazoa; Chordata; Mammalia; Dasyuromorphia; Dasyuridae
Gene: ASB7
Product: ankyrin repeat and SOCS box containing 7
Exons: 6
Coding region: 924-1880 (318 amino acids)
Biological process (GO): intracellular signal transduction
Molecular function (GO): protein binding
Source: RefSeq, a predicted model, not a curated record
GGGGUGGGGGAGCGGGGAGAAGGCGGAGAGAAGAAACCAACCAACCAACCAAGCCACCCCCACCCCCACCCACCUCAGACCUGGUUUACGGCUCCAGGCUCAGUCCCCUGUGAGGCAGCUGAUUGGUUGGUGGGGGGUUGGUCCCUUCCCUGUGACCCCAAAGUGCUGAAGGGGGGCGGGGGUGGCCCUGUGCAAAGUGCACCCAGAAAGCCCCCAGCCUUGAGCCCCCUGGCCAGCACCUUCCCGCCUCCGGCACCCUCAGACCCUGCAUGAGGUGAUCUCUUCCUGCCCCGAGACCUUCCCGGUCCCCCCACAACUGCGGCGCUCCUGCCCCUGACAUCGGCAACCCCCUGCCCUGAGCACCCUGACUAGAUCUCCCCCCUUUUUCCUGUCCGGGACUUCCUCCCCCCUGACCCCCUGCCUUAAGGUUCCCCUAAAUUAGGAUUCCCUCCACCCCUUCUGCUGUCUUGAUGCUCGCCGGGCUGAGACGGAGGCGCUGAGGAGAAUUGGAAACACCAAGUGAUUUGGCCCUGAGGUGAUUUUUUUUUAAAUGGAGAAGUUGGUGACUGUGGUAGCGGCUGAAAGGAGGAGGAGAAACAGCUGAGAGAAAAAAAGGUUGACUGGAGAUCUAAAACCAGGAAGAUUUCUACUGCCAUUUGCCCACGGAGAGCCAGUCAAAGUGGGAUCAUCAUCCAGUACAAAGGUAAAUGAAACUUGUUUGCUAUGUGUUGUGGACAAAUAGAUUUAGCAGAAUUCUUCACAUUGUGCCUUAUAAGCACAAUGAUCACUGGCACUCAUAGCAAGAGAAGUGAAAUUCUUCAAUAAGCAUCAAAAGAACCAAGUAUUUUGAGUUGUGUGUUCUCCAUUUGAAGGUGAAUCCCUAUGACCCAAUGAAUCUUUUGUAAAAAGUCGACUCAGCUAGGAUGUUACACCACCACUGUCGAAGGAAUCCUGAACUACAGGAAGAAUUACAGAUUCAGGCAGCAGUGGCUGCUGGGGAUGUUCACACAGUACGAAAGAUGUUAGAACAGGGCUAUUCUCCAAAUGGCAGAGAUGCUAAUGGGUGGACCCUACUUCAUUUCUCUGCAGCAAGAGGAAAGGAAAGAUGUGUACGAGUAUUUCUUGAACAUGGAGCUGAUCCCACAGUUAAGGACUUAAUUGGAGGCUUCACUGCUCUUCAUUAUGCAGCUAUGCAUGGUCGAGCCCGGAUUGCACGCUUGAUGUUAGAAUCUGAAUACAGAAGUGACAUUAUCAAUGCAAAAAGCAAUGAUGGUUGGACUCCCCUUCAUGUAGCUGCUCACUAUGGUAGGGACUCAUUUGUCAGACUCCUGCUAGAGUUCAAGGCUGAGGUCGAUCCACUGAGUGAUAAAGGUACAACACCGCUUCAGCUAGCCAUUAUCCGGGAGAGGUCAAGCUGUGUGAAAAUCCUUCUGGAUCACAAUGCCAAUAUCGACAUUCAGAAUGGGUUCCUGUUACGAUAUGCUGUGAUCAAAAGCAAUCACUCAUAUUGCCGAAUGUUCCUUCAGAGAGGGGCAGACACAAACUUGGGUCGUUUAGAAGAUGGACAAACACCAUUACACUUGUCUGCCCUUAGGGAUGAUGUGCUUUGUGCCCGAAUGUUAUAUAAUUAUGGAGCGGACACUAAUACAAGGAACUAUGAAGGACAGACCCCAUUGGCUGUUUCAAUAAGUAUUUCUGGAAAUAGUCGACCCUGUUUGGAUUUCUUACAAGAAGUAACAAGGCAGCCCAGAAACUUGCAGGACCUGUGCCGAAUUAAAAUUCGCCAAUGUAUAGGCCUUCAAAACCUAAAACUACUUGAUGAACUACCAAUUGCCAAGGUCAUGAAAGACUACUUAAAACACAAAUUUGAUGAUAUCUGAUAUCAAUGGGACAUCAUGAGCAAGAUUAGGAGAUAUAUACCAGAUACUUAAAAGGCUUGUUGCCUUGCACAAAGUAUAUCCUAUGCAAUUUCUGAUUUGCUGUGAAGUCAGAAAGCAGGUAUACACUUUCGGGUUUUUUUUUGUUUGUUUGUUUUUCACUGUAGGGGAGGGACUUUUUUUUUUAUACCACAUGCUAGAAAGUCUUAAUUUUGGUUUCUUGGUCCAAGUUUAAAAGGUCCAAGCUUUCUAUACAAUAUUGCAUUUAGAAAAUUGUUGUGUUUGUUGUUAUUGUUUUUUUUUUUUUUUUUUUUUUUAAUGAAGCGUGCAGGUUUGGAAUGGAGAAUUUACCCUUUUCAGAAUGUUUAUGGUUUCCAUUGGCACGCAUGGUAUUGUAAACCAGCUGAGCAAAGUUGUUAAGCUGAGUGAGGUUUGGAGAUAAUAGUUUUAUCUAGGGGGGUCCAGGGAUAUGCUGGAAAAUGCCAUAAGAAAUUUUAAAAUAAAUACAGACAUCCCAUUCCAUUUUAAUGAAUACGAAUUGGCUGUUUUAUACAGUUCUUUUCCUAAUCGCUAUAGCUAAGAUAUAAAUCUAGUACCUCGGCUUUUCUGUUAGUGUGCUCGUGUUUUAACUUUGUUUUUUAAUAACAGUAGUACACUACACAGAGACAUUGUGUCUCACUUUUUGUCUCUAGUUGAGUAUGUUCUUUAAAAAAAGUUAAUGGGAAAGAAAAUAACUUUAUAAAGCUAAUCUAUUCUGUUUCUAAAACAGUGCCUCCGGUGCAAUAACUUUUCUGGUGUAUUUUAUACAUUGUUUUAUUUAAUGUUCAUCAUUCCAUAGCCAGCUUAUGUCCAUGAAAGUAGUAACUGACUGCCACUUUAAUUUUGCAUUGCCAUACCAUAACACAUUGGUUGAAGUUUUGAUUUUAGUAUUUUUCCUGGAUACAUACUUUUAUUUCACUCCAAGCAUACAUAUGUAGGUCUCUUUAAAAAAAAAAAAAAAAAUACGGUCCAGAAUUUGAUGAAAAAACAUUUUGCUUUAAUGCAGUUAAAUAAUUUGGUGUGGUUUCAAUUUUUUUUCCAAUUAAAGUAUAAUAGAAUGUCUUUGGGCUACAUAGUUUGUAAAUCCACAUAAUUCAUAAUGCAGGAACAAAAUUUCCACUAUAUUUUGAAAAUUGUUAUACUGAAUGAUUUUAUUUUCUAAGUUGACCGGGCACAUAUUUGCACUGUAAACAUGAUAAGACAUGAAGUGUCUUAACAAUUGACAAGAUUUCUGGGACCCAUAAAGACCUGAGAUGAUGCCCUUGGAAAUGUUUUCUGCACAUAUUUUGGCAUCAUAUUAGCUUCAGAAUGUCAUUGUUCUUAAUGUUUUUGUAGACGUUUCACAGUUUUAGGUACUGAUAAUGAGUUUAUUAUCAGAAACUUAGGUGCUGAAGCAGUUAUUAUUUUCUGUAUUACUAGUUUCAGAUCAGAAAAUAUGAGGGAAGUGGUUUAACUGAAAAAAUGUAGCUCAAUUCAGAAUUAGGUCUCCACUUUGGCUUUAUCUCUCUAGAGCCAGAAGUAGUAGCUUAAGCACAAAGCUUAAUGUUAGUGUGAAUGCACAAUAUCCAUUGGGAGUGAGGAUUAUCUUACUCUGUUGUGCCUAGGCAGUGAGCAGGUUUUCAAGAAUGGAGACCUACAGAAAGAAGAGAUUGAUAAUAUACAUAAAGUUUUUCAAUUUCAGGACACCAGUUAAAAAGUGGCCUAAUUCAGUAAUGAUUGAAGAGUUAUUAUCACUUGGGUAGAGUGGGAUUUGAGUUGUUCUGUGUUUUUCGUAAUGAAAAAAAUUGUAUGCCUCCCAAACAUGGUUUCCAGAGAUAGGCCAUUUACUAAAUAAAGGGGGAGUCUGAAUUUAACUACCUUCUCAUUUCAUUCAUACCUUCUCAUAUUCCCAGAUCAGGGUGGAUUAAUAAAGGUCAAAUAGAGACACUUGCAUUGUUUGAGUCUACCUGGUUCCUCUCCAUGUAUGUCACAGUCCUGUAAUCUGAGGAAAUUGCAGCACCUAGGUAUGAUGAGGUGAGAGUAGGAUGGUAUGGGAGCCUUGCACUCUUUAAUUUCUUGGCAUUCCAGAGCAGUAAUAUUAGUUAUCAUAAACAUAAGAAUUUCCCCCCAUAAUUGUUAAUUUAUUAAUUUACUUUAAAACUUUUCUUCCCCAUUUUCAUCCAAAAGUUACAUCAGUAUUUUCUAAGCUGAUUUAGCCACUGAGUUUUAGUCAGGGAGUUCCAGAUAAACAAAUCAGAUUAAGGUAAAUUCUUUGUUCUGUGUUGCUGCUGUGACUUCAGAAAAAUUAUGAAAGAUCUUCCUGGAAAUGAAAUUUCUAUUUAAUGAAGAAUUGUAUAAUUCCAUUAUUUAUUGUUUGAAGUUUGAUUAUACUGGUAACUUAAAAAAGAACACUUUAUUUUGUUGUUGUUAAUAAAAUCCCAAUCAUAUAUCACAUUUUACAGUAUCUAAAAUUUAUCUAGGUAAUUGGUCAAAUUUAUUGAUUAAAAUGCUAGUCUGUAUUUGAAUUAGAUUUACAUGGAGCCAUUCUGUUGUCACAAUUUGGAUAGAAAGAACAAGGAUUUUUAGAAAACAAACUGAUUUGAUUAUACCAGAAAAUCUUGACUGCAAAAAGAUGAGACCAUAUUACAAUUUUCACUGAUCCUCAUAGUUUUCUUCUAAACUACUUUAUUUAACUUAUUACUAAAUCUUUUAAAAAAUAUAUUUGGCAAAUACACCAAAGACGCAGGCGAGUAAAAGAUUAUGAUCAUUAAUGAACUGCAAACCUCAUCCUUUAAAACUAAGCAGAGUGUUUUGUAAAUAUUUGUGUUUAUAAAUGUACAGCAGAGUAAGAGUGUUUUUUAGAUUAUUUAAUUCCCAUAUUUCUAAACUAUUUACUACGUUAUAGUCCAUACUCGUUAGUUUGAAAGGCUUUUUGACUCUUUUGGUUUUUAAUUCAUUAUCACUCAUGCUUGGAACAGCACUUCAGCUAAAGAAUUUAAUGUUCUGGCUAGAGUUGGCAGUAGCAGAAGUGCACA